Paramormyrops kingsleyae is the source of this 4852-nucleotide messenger RNA. It is a transcript of the gene astn1, whose product is annotated as astrotactin 1. Gene Ontology annotation, molecular function: protein binding. NCBI's taxonomy places the organism in Eukaryota, Metazoa, Chordata, Actinopteri, Osteoglossiformes, Mormyridae. Gene Ontology annotation, cellular component: endosome; membrane. The record is from RefSeq and is a predicted model, not a curated record. Gene Ontology annotation, biological process: neuron migration; neuron cell-cell adhesion.
AAUCGUGGUGACUCAUGCGGUGCACGUAUAGCUGCCCAGGAAGAAAUCCGCUGCAAAACCAGUUAAAAUUAAUAUAGAACCUAAUGCAACGUAAUAAGGAAAUUAAUACAUUUUAUAGACCGGGUUAAAACCGUUGCAUUUCCUACCCGUUUUCUCCCCUACCGCCCCUUUCUCCCAUCGCAUCCCCACGCAUGACAGCGGUCGCUUCGUCAGCAGCGGAUUUUGGGAUCGUCGCAUGAUGGAGCCCCAUUUAUUGCUCCUAUUUCUGGGGGUUUUCUCCGUUAAACUCGUUGGCAUGCAGGGUUUGAGCACAGAGGAAGACCAGUCUCAGGAUCUCGAAUGCAAAAUGAAAAGUGUCACCGUGUCGGCGUUGCCUUUCUUGCGGGAAAACGAUCUGAGCAUCAUGCACAGUCCAUCGGCCUCCGAGCCUAAGCUCCUCUUCUCUGUUCGGAAUGAUUUUCCAGGAGAGAUCGCCGUUGUGGACGACCUGGAAAACACCGAGCUUCCUUAUUUUGUAUUAGAGAUCUCUGGGAACUCGGAGGACAUCCCACUCGUGCGCUGGCGGCAGCAGUGGCUGGAAAAUGGGACACUACUCUUCCACAUCCAUCACCAGGACAGCAUGCAAAGCCAGCCAGGCCUGACCCCCACUGAUUACCCCGCCACUGACUCAGCAGAGGAGGAACUCCGCAUACUGCACAUCUCUGUCAUGGGCGGCAUGAUAGCCUUGCUGUUGUCCAUCCUGUGUCUGGUCCUCAUCCUGUACACGCGUCGGCGCUGGUGUAAGCGUCGCCGGGUGCCCCAGCCACAGAAGAGUGCCAGUGCAGAGGCUGCCAACGAGAUCCACUACAUCCCCUCAGUGCUGAUGAGUGGCCAGGCCCGCGAGAGCCUGCGCAAUUCGCGCGGUCAGGGCCACAACUCCAGCGGCACCCUCAGCAUCCGCGAGACACCAAUUCUGGACGGUUACGAAUAUGACAUCGCGGACCUGCGGCACCACCUGCAACGCGAGUGCAUGAAUGGCGGCGAGGACUUUACCAGUCAGGUUACACGUACGCUGGAUUCACUGCAAGGCUGUAAUGACAAGGCCAGCUUGGACCUCACUCCUGGCAGUGACACUACUAAGCUAUCUCUAAUGAGCAAGUACAAGGACAACAUCAUCGCCACGAGCCCCAUUGAUGCCAACCACCAGCAAAACACGCUUAUUGCUCACAACACGUCAAGCAACCAGCGCAAACGUGUGACCAGCAAAACCCAUGGCUCGGUCUUCCUGAACCCAGACGGGGAUUCAGGUACAGAGGCUGACAGUGAACCCCAACUGACAUUCUACACCGACCCCAACCGAAGCCGGCGCCGCAGCCGAGGUACGAGAAAUGGUAACGCCUACAUCGCAUGGGGUGCCGGGGUAGGCUCCCCACGAAGCCCCAUCAACAAGACAACCCUGACACUGAUCAGCAUCAUCAGCUGCGUCAUCAGCCUGGUAUACUCCUCACACCUGUCCUGCAGCAUCAACGUGCGUGUCAUCCUGCACGUGCCAGAGCACCUCAUCGCCGACGGGUCACGGUUCAUUCUGCUGCAUGGCAGCCAGCUGGAUGCCAGUGACUGGCUGAACCCUGCUCAGGUGCUGCUCUUUUACCAACAAAACGCCAGCGGGCCUUGGGUUAAUGAACUGUGUGGCCGUCGCCUGCUAGACCCCUGCGAGCACCAGUGUGACCCAGAGACAGGCGAAUGCCUUUGCUUUGAUGGCUACAUGAAGGACCCCGUCCAUAAGCACCUUUGUAUUCGUAAUGAGUGGGGACCCAAUCAGGGACCCUGGCCUUACACGAUUUUCCAGAGGGGCUUUGAUCUGGUCAUGGGAGAGCAGCCCUCCGACCGCAUUUUCAGAUUCACGUACACUCUUGGGGAGGGCAUGUGGCUCCCCCUGAGCAAGAGUUUCGUCAUCCCCCCUGCCGAACUGGCCAUCAAUCCCUCAGCUAAGUGCAAGACAGACAUGACCGUAAUGGAGGAUGCGGUGGACGUCAGGGAGGAGUUGAUGGUCUCCUCAUCUUUUGAUAGCCUUGAGGUGUUGCUGGACUCCUUUGGUCCAGUACGUGAUUGUUCCAAGGACAAUGGGGGCUGUAGCAGGAACUUCCGCUGCAUCUCAGAUCGAAAGCUGGAUUCCAGCGGCUGUGUGUGCCCUCCAGGUCUAAGUCCCAUGAAAGAUGGUUCGGGCUGUUAUGAUCACCAUAUCGGAAUUGACUGUUCGGAUGGCUUCAACGGUGGCUGUGAACAGUUAUGCCUGCAGCAGGUUGCACCUUUAGAGGAGGAUCCCUCCUUUUACAACAUCCAGAUGUUCUGUGGUUGUAUUGAAGAUUAUAAGAGGGGACCGGAUGGACGUUCUUGCCAACCACUAUCAGAGGCUUGUACAGACGGACUGGACUGUGGUGAGGCAGUUGACAUCCCUGCCAAUGAAACUCUAUUUGGAGAUGUUUUUUAUGGCUACAACAAUCACACAAAGACUCUAACUUCUGGACAAAUCCUAAAGGUCACAUUCAGACAGAAGAACUUUGCCCGAGGCAUUGAGCAGCAACUCCCAGAUGGUAUGGUUGUGGCAUCCGUGCCAACAGAGGCACAGUGCCACGAGGAGAUGUCCGACCCAGUGCCCGACCCCGAAUAUCUCACAGGUAUGGUAAACUACAGUGAAGUGUCUGGAUAUCCCCUGGUACAGCAGUGGAGGUUGAGGUCCAUUUUGUACCAUGUCAAACUAAAUCAAUGGGCGCUUUCCCAGGCAUUCAGUUCGGCUGUCCAUUCUCUGGAUGGCGCUACCUUGCGGAGUGACUUUGUGGCCAUACUCAAGGAGUUCGGGAACCAUUUCGUUCAGGAGGCAGUCUAUGGCUUUGAGGAGUCCUGCAGCAUCUGGUACCCCAACAGGCAGGUUCAGAGACAGCUGUGGAUGGAGUACCAGGACAUCAGCAAAGGUAACUCUCCGUCGGAUGAAUCAGAGGAGCGAGAGAAGGAGCCCAGGACUCUCACGUACCCAGCCUACAUUGCCAGCCUGCUGGAUUCAGGCACCAAGCGUAUGGCAGCGGGGGUCCGCAUGGACUGCAGCAGCCAGGGCCAGUGCCCACUGUCCUGCCACCUCUGUCACAUGUCACCUGGGAUGAGCCGCCUCGCUGAGCCUGUCCUUCUGGAAAUCACAAAGGCAGCCCCAAUCUAUGAGCUGGUGUCCAACAACGACACCUUCCAGGCCCUGCAGGAGGCACUCACAAGUAUGCUGUGGUGCUCGGGAAAAGGCGAUGUCAUCGACGACUGGUGUCGCUGUGACUCAAGUGCAUUCGGGGCUGAUGGGCUGCCCACCUGUGCGCCUCUUCCCCAGCCCACACUGAAGCUGUCUCACGUCUUUGAGCCUAGCAGUUCAAUGGUCGUUAUGGAAUGGAACCACACAGAACCACCCAUUGGUGUUCGGAUUGUGGAUUACCUCAUCAGUCAAGAGAAGGUAACAGAGAGGGUGGACCACUCCAAGGUGGAAACAGAGACCAUGCUGAGCUUUGUGGACGAUAUCCUCUCUGGGGCCAAGUCGCCGUGUGUCAUGCUGGCAGAUAUUCCUGACCUGCUCACUUCCUCUAUUAGCAUGAUCAUCCGCUGCUUGGAACCGGACACCACUUACAUGUUCAGGCUGUGGGCAGUAGACAACACAGGGCGACGCUCCAACCCCACUGAGGUUACCAUCAAGACUCCCUGCCCCUCUGUAGAUGAUGUGAAGGCGCAAGAGAUCGCAGAUAAAAUCUACAACUUGUUUAACGGCUACACUAGCGGAAAAGAGCAGCAGACAGCCUACAACACACUGAUGGACCUGGGCUCGCCAUCACUGCACCGCGUCCUUUACCACUACAACCUGCGCUAUGAGAGCUUUGGCGAGUUCACAUGGCGCUGUGAGGAUGAGCUGGGACCCAGGAAAGCUGGGCUCAUCCUGUCGCAGCUAAACGACGUGAGCGGCUGGUGCAAGCGACUUCUGCAGGAGCCCAAGAUCGGCUUACGGAGAGUAGCUAUCAAAUACCUGGCCUGCCGUUACACUGACACGAAGGCUGUCACCCUCAACUGGCUGAACCUUGGGCAGGAUGUACGCAAGGCCUGUGAGGAACAGCACCUGUCUGUACUGUACAAUGAUUAUGGAGACCCAAAAGAACUGUAACUGAGGAGCAGGAAGUGUUUAGUUUCCAGUAGCUGUUUGGACUGAAUGAUUUGGGAUUUUACAUUUGAUGAAACUAGUAAACCCCAACUAAUAUGAUUGAUUAUUACAGUACAAGGAUAGCAUCUGCAAUGUUUCCUUUAGUUAUGUUAGUGGAUAUUUUCUUAAUUAGCUACUGUUUGACUGAAGUGGCUGAUUCUUAAAUCUUUGGAGGCUUACGUUUUUGUAAAUAAGAAUCUUCUAACAUACUAAGAUGUUCUCUUUAAGUGUUUAUAAGGUCUUUAGUGCAUACUGAUGUGGAAAGUUAGUGAAAGGGGAGUCCGAUAACACAAAAAAGUCUCUAGAAAUGUAAAUUACACAAGGAGUUUUAUUUACUAUAAUGUUGGUUGUAGUAUUUAAAGUUUAGCGCUGUUGUACAGAUGUUUUUUAGUGGAAACUGUAUUAUGUAUCUUUGGUAGGGGGGAUCAUUUACAUAAUAUGUUUUGGUCUGUGUUUUUAAUCUCAGCAUAUACAUGAAAUAUCUUUGUGGAAUAUAAUUUCAGUUACUCUAACCACAGGAAUCCGCACCUGUAUACCAGUAAAAAAUACAGUCAACACUCCUACAAAGUACGAGGCUACACAUUUAAGUGAAAAUCCACCUUUACUGUACUAUAAAAAUAGGAACAAUAAAACACAGUGGAUUAUGUUGAA